Molecule: messenger RNA, 1812 nt
Organism: Daucus carota subsp. sativus
Lineage: Eukaryota; Viridiplantae; Streptophyta; Magnoliopsida; Apiales; Apiaceae
Product: protein FAR1-RELATED SEQUENCE 5-like
Exons: 7
Coding region: 1-1812 (603 amino acids)
Biological process (GO): regulation of DNA-templated transcription
Molecular function (GO): zinc ion binding
Source: RefSeq, a predicted model, not a curated record
AUGAUUACAUUGGACUUGGCUAAAAUCAGUGAUAAUCAAGGUUCUUGUUCUGGUGAAUCGUCUAAUGUUUGUGCUAGUCAUGCUGUUUGUUCAAUAGAAAGUGACAAAUCAGUCACUAAUUGCACUGUCUCUCCUGGUGGUAUGAGGUAUUUUAUGCCUAGUAUAGUUGCUGGAAGUGAUGUACCGUUUCGAAAUCAGGCUUUUGAUAGCUUAGAUAAGGCUUACAAGUUUUACAAAGAGUAUGGGAGGCUAGGUGGUUUUGAUGUACGAAAAACAACGAAGAAGAGAGAUGCUGAUGGGACUAUUAUUUUGAAACAUUUUGUUUGUAGUAAGGAGGGGUUUAAUGAUGGAAGUCAUUGUGAAGAAAAUAGGCAAAGGCGUACCGUCUCACGGAGGUGUGGAUGUAAAGCGAAAGUUGUCAUGAAAAUUAUGAGCCAAAACAGAUAUUAUGUUUUUAAUUUUGUUGAACUUCACAAUCAUCCGUUGGCUAGUGAAAGUGGUAGACAGUUUUUGAGAGCUAGUAGAGAGAUGACAGUUAGUUUGCGAAAUAUUGUAUUUGACGCUGCGAAAAUAAACAUUGGAUGCAGCAAGACAUUUAGCUUGGUCAAAGAGAUGACAGGUGGCUAUAGUAAUGUUGGUGCAACAUUACGUGAUUUCAGGAAUUUUGAUAGGGAUUUAAAAGAAUUUGAGACAUCUAAAUCGUUUUAUUUUGCUUAUGAACUUGAUGGUGAUGGGCAUUUGACUAUGCUUUUCUGGGCUGAUCCAACUAGUAGGAGGAACUUUGAAAUAUACGGUGAUGCCGUGUCAUUUGAUGCCACGUUUGAUACUAACAAGUAUAAUAUGAUUUUUGCUCCUUUCACUGGUGUUGACAAACAUGAUAGAUGUGUCACCUUUGCUGCUUGUUUGUUAUCGAAAGAAGAUGUUGCUCAUUAUAACUGGGCUUUUAAACAAUUUGUCAAGGCAAUGGGACGCAAUCUAGUUAUCUUUAUAACUGACCAGUGCCCUGCAAUGAAGCUUGGCAAUCGUUUGUGUAAGGAAACGGACUUUAUGGAGAAAAUGAAAACUUACAUAUGGUCGUCAAAUUUGGAAAUUGAUGAGUUUGAAAGUGGAUGGAAAGCAUUUCACAAGCAAGGUGAUACCUUAUGUGAGUUUUGGAUACGUUUUGAGAGUGCAAUGCAUAGGGAGCGGAAUAAAACAGAACGGUUAGACCACGAGUCUAACUCAAGCAAGCCAAAUAUGUUAUCAAGAUGGUUCAUUGAAGAUGAUGCAACAGAUCUAUUGACACGUUCAAUUUUUUACAAAGUUCAAGAAGAGAUUUUGGCAUCUUGCUUGGAUAUGCAGAUUAAGAAAAUGAGUGAAGAAGUUGAUGGAGUAACUCAAUUUGAAAUAAAGGAUGUCAAAGUUAAAGAUAAACUUUUUAAGGUAUCUGUUAGCAGAUCACAUGCCUUAUGUUCAUGCAAACAAUUUGUUAUGUGUGGAAUUGUUUGUAGGCAUGCUUUUUGUGGCUUGAAGCAAAUUGGUGUCACAAAAUUUCCAAGAAGUCUUGUGCUUAAUCGUUGGAUGAAAGUUGCAGAAUGUGGCACUUCAUUGGAAUCUAAUGUCGUGUAUUCGGAUUAUUUUAAAAUGGAGCAGGUGUCAUUGAAGUUGACAAACUUAUGGUUUGAUUUUCGUCAGAUUCUUAACAAAGCUGGAAUUGAAAUGGAUAAGCUUGACUAUGUUCACAAAAUCAUUAAGCAGAUAGGUAGUGAUUUUGAAAAGUAUGAUGGAGAUGCUGUUGAUUUUACUAAGAAGGACCAUAUGGCAGCAUGGUAG